CUCUUUUCCUCUGUCUCCACUUACAAAGGAACAAAACUUGAUCUGCUUUAUAGUAAAGAACAAAACUCAGGAAGUUCAAAUUUGCUUGGGCAGAGAACCAUGAGCUACAAAAAUACAAAUAACUCUCACUUGAUUCUCUUCAAGCUGUUACUUCUUCUGAUCCUUUAUUCUGCAGAUCUCACAGCUUCAAGCUCAUGUCGAAGUGAAUGUGGAGGAUGCAAAUGUGGAGGAAUUGCGAUCCCAUACCCUUUUGGAAUCGGUAAGGGCUGCUAUCUCGAGAAGUCAUACGAAAUCGAAUGUCUUAAUACUUCAGGAAAGCUUGUCCCCUUUCUUUCUGUAAUUAGCAAAGAAGUUGUUAGUAUCCAUCUUCCUGGUAGGCAAUCCUUUGGGUCAGUUCGUGUCAGAAGUCCGAUAACAUCCGCAGGAUGUUCUAGUGAUGGAAAAGACUCCGCACCAGUAAUGAACUUGACGGAUAGUCCUUUUUUCGUUAGUGACAUAAACAACCUUGUGGGAGUUGGUUGCAGCAGCAAGGUGUCGUUGGAGCAUAUAAAGCAAAACAUGGUGGGAUGUGAGUUGAACUGCAGUACGACUAACGCGUCGGAUAGCAACAGCAUCCCUUUCUUCGACAAAACGGGGUGCUCUUUUUCUUAUACUUUCGCCCAGGUUUGUACAGGAAACAAACCGGAAGAUAUGGGAUGCGAUGGUAGGGGAUGUUGUCAAGCGAGUCUACCUAGAGAGCCUCAACAAGUUAUUGGUAUCAGAAUAGAGAGCAAUGAUGGAAAGUCAACAACAAGUGGAGACUGUAGAGUCGCCUUCUUAACUGAUGAAUUCUUCAGUUUGUCGAAGCUGACCAAACCAGAACAGUUACAUGCUAAGAGAUAUGCUACAUUAAGUCUAGGAUGGAUAAUGCAGACGAGGAAUACUUCCUUCGUCAACUCCUUGGCCUGCAAAAUCAGAAAAGACACGGACACUGCUUACUCUAAUGACCAGAGUAUAAAGUGUAUAUGCGACUACACCAUGAGCAUCAUUUCUGAUAUUAGGUAUGCCAAUUGUGAAUGCAACCUAGGUUACAAAGGUAACCCAUAUGAUUCGGACGGAUGUAGAGAUAUUGAUGAAUGUAAAGAGAAUCCCAAAUAUUGUAAAGAAACAGACACUUGUGUGAAUUUCGAGGGAGGCUAUCGCUGUGUGGGCGAUAAGACUAAAGCAAUAAUGAUAGGGGCGGGUACUGGUUUUGGGGUCUUAGUCCUAGUUGGUGGAGUAUGGUGGUUGAGAAAGUUUCUAGUGAAGAGAAGGAUGGCAAAGAGGAAGAAGAAGUUCUUCAAACGUAAUGGAGGACUACUGUUGCAACAAGAAUUGAAUACAAGACAAGGCGUUGUCGAAAAAGCAAGAAUCUUCACCUCGAAAGAGCUAGAGAAAGCCACUGAAAACUUCAGCGAAAACAGAGUUCUUGGACAUGGUGGUCAAGGUACUGUGUACAAAGGUAUGCUUGUAGAUGGUAGAACCGUUGCAGUCAAGAAAUCAAAAGUUAUAGAUGAAGACAAACUUCAAGAGUUCAUCAAUGAGGUCGUGAUUCUCUCCCAGAUAAACCAUAGACAUGUAGUCAAACUCUUGGGAUGUUGUCUUGAGACAGAAGUUCCUAUUCUGGUUUACGAGUUUAUCAUCAACGGAAACCUCUUUAAGCAUAUCCACGAAGAAGAAGCUGAUGAUUACACUAUGAUAUGGGGAAUGCGUCUACGCAUUGCUGUGGAUAUUGCAGGAGCUCUUUCUUAUCUUCAUUCUGCUGCAUCUUCUCCAAUUUAUCAUAGAGACAUCAAGUCAACAAAUAUAUUACUAGACGAAAAGUACCGAGCCAAGGUGGCUGAUUUUGGAACAUCAAGGUCAGUAACCAUAGAUCAAACUCAUUGGACAACGGUUAUUUCAGGUACGGUUGGGUAUGUGGAUCCAGAGUAUUACCGGUCCAGCCAAUAUACUGAAAAGAGUGAUGUUUAUAGCUUUGGAGUCAUUCUAGCGGAACUUAUCACUGGAGAUAAGCCUGUCAUAAUGGUACAAAACACUCAAGAAAUAAUAGCCUUGGCAGAGCAUUUCAGAGUUGCCAUGAAAGAGAGAAGACUUUCUGACAUCAUGGAUGCUAGAAUAAGAGAUGAUAGCAAACCGGAACAAGUGAUGGCAGUAGCAAAUCUGGCAAUGAAGUGUUUGAGUUCUAGAGGAAGGAAUCGUCCGAAUAUGAGAGAAGUUUUUACAGAGUUGGAAAGGAUUUGUACGUCUCCGGAAGAUUCACAGGUGCAGAACCGGAUUGACGAAGAAGAAGAAGAAGAUGGAGUAGAAGAAGAAGAAGAAGUUGUGACAAUAGUACACAGAGGAGAUUCUUGGAGCAUUGGUGUUACUGCUCCAGCCUCAAGUAUUGUGGCUUCACCUCCAUCUUCAGAUGUUGAACCAUUGAAUCCUCUUCUCACAUGGUGACACUCAAUCAGAUCUUAAAGUAAUGAUGAUGAAUGAAUUUGAUGUAUCUCGUUAGAAAUGUUUUCUGUAAUAAAUUUGAGUAGUUGUUAGUCUGUGUUUCCCGCUUAAGAACGUUUGUUGUGUGUUUAUUAUUCCUAACGUUCACCUUUGUGCCUCACCGAUCACAGACUCUCUGCCAUUGAUUGAAACCAGCAUAGUGGUUAAUAGCAGCUGUCGAGUAGUGAACGUGGAAAUAGCCCCACUCUAGAAAUAAACAGAGGAAGCUGCGACUGCUGCGACCGGUACUCGUUCAGAUAAUCUGUUUUUGCUAACGUAGUCACUCUUGAAUUUGGAUCAUUUUCGAUUUUAAUUCUAGGAGCCUAAAGUUUCCUCGUGUUUUUCUCGUGUUAGUUUAUUUUAUUCAGAAAUGAAUAAAGUUAGUUAUGGACGGUGUUUUUAUACCCAACUCUGCUUUUCAA
Messenger RNA from Arabidopsis thaliana (thale cress), 2918 nucleotides. Its product is annotated as wall-associated kinase. Gene Ontology annotation, molecular function: protein kinase activity; protein serine kinase activity; calcium ion binding. Gene Ontology annotation, cellular component: membrane. The record is from RefSeq and is marked reviewed. The transcript has 3 exons. The coding region runs from base 100 to 2460 and encodes 786 amino acids. NCBI's taxonomy places the organism in Eukaryota, Viridiplantae, Streptophyta, Magnoliopsida, Brassicales, Brassicaceae. Gene Ontology annotation, biological process: cell surface receptor signaling pathway.